GUUAUUCUAAGAGAGAUACUUAAGGCCUGAGAGAGAACCAAAUUUAUAUUUACUUCAAGUGAUUCAAUAGUGAAGAUUGUUUCUUUUUCCGUUUAAUAUUCUUACAAUUAAUUAAUUACAAUUUUUAUCGAUUGUUAACCAUCUUUACUCUGUGUGUUUUACGUUUUUAAUUUUGUCCUUUCGCCUGUUCUGUUUAGUCAUUUAAAAUGAAUAAUCAUCAAUCUAAUCAACCUCGUGAACGAUCAAUUCCAAUAACAACAACCCAAGAUAAUAUGCCAACCACAACUCAUUUUCCUCUAUCAUCUUCAUCUUCACAUCCCAUGUCCUCUUCUGGUCCAUUUUCUAGUUCCCCUGGUCGUGGUAAUCUAUUUAAUCAAUUAAAUCAGUUUAGAAAAAAUCAUUCUCCCGAUGAAUUGUUCUCCGAUAGAAGUCAUUUCUCUUCGCCUUUUGGCUCUAUGAGUUCUGGUUCUCGGAAUGUUGGUGAUUUUUUCUCCUCUCAUGGUAACAACGAUGAAGAAGAUUGUGAACAACAAGAAUCUCAUCAACCAAGAGUUUAUAAUAUUCCUAUUCAAGUAGAAACUCCAGAGGGAGUUGUCCCUCUUUCUAGAUCGAAUAGUCAUUCACCCAGUUUCUCGCAAUUUCGUAAUAACAGUCAUCAUCAUCAUCACCAUGCAGCACCAACUCAUGGCGGUGGUCCAAUACCUGAUAGAACUGGUGAAACCUUUACUAGACAACGUCCUGGGCCUAGUCCAACUCCACCACCUAAACCAAGGUUUACACCUUCCUAUAAACCGGAGCCUCAAGGCUAUACAUUUCAACAACAAUACCAACCAGAUGCUCAUCCACAAACACAUCGUGUUCACAAUAUUCCUGUUCAAGUAGAAAAAACAUCUAAACCUAGUGAAAGUGUCUCUAACCAGUCUCACUUUAAACAAGACGUUCCAAAUAUCGGUAGAGAUUCACCAAGACCAGAAUCUCAACAAUCGGGUAAUGGUGGACCUCACGUCAUUAAUAUCCCUGUAAAUGCUGAGAGAAGUCAAUCUAGUGAAAAUAAAAGUCAACCACAACCACAACCACAACCCCAUCAACCUGCACCUAAUCAGUCAAAGGCUUCAAGUGAACCUCAAAAAGGUCCAGUUGAUCCUCUGGAUCUAAUUAAAAGUAUUAAAGAUGAGGCCUGUAGGUUGGAAAGUGAAGUGAAUAAUUUUGACGGUGAAAGUCAAAAACAGUAUCGAUAUUUAGAUGAAAUGUUAACUCGGUGUAUGUUAAAACUUGAUAACAUUGAUUCUGGUGGACGUGAUGAAGUUCGUUCUGCCAGAAAAAGUACAUUGGCCUAUGUAGAUCGUGUUAUAGCCAUUUUGGAAAAUAAAGUUAAUCGACCUGGUACUAACCAGGAAGUUCCUGAAACAAUUGAAUCUAAUAUGGAACAACAAUCCGGUGAAACAGAAAGUUCAAUGGAAGCUGAAACCGGUGAGAUUGAUUCUACAUCUCAACAACAACAACAACAACAAUCAACUGAUGAAAAAAAUGAUCCUGAACUAACCGGUAAUGUUGACAACAAUGAAAUGGAAGUUGAAAGUGGUUCCGGUCAAUCAAAUGAAACAACCGAACAACCCGACGAACAACUGGACGAAGAUGUUGCUGACGGUGAAACCAUCGAAGAGGAGGAAGAAGAGGAUCCCUCAGGUGUUGAUGGUCAAAGUAAAGAUUUGUAUAAUUGUUCAUAUAAUCAGCUUAGUAACGAAAAUAUUUGCAGAACAACCGAAGCGGUCAUCGUUGAAGAAAUGGAUAAAGAAGAGCCUCCAGAGGAGCCGCCCACCAAAAUAAAUCGAUCCAGUGAACAACAUGAUGAAAAGGUAAACAUUGAGUUGAAUCUUCCAUUGGGACAAGGUCAGUUUCAAGGAGAUGGAAUCGAAUUGAUUAAUUCCAGUCAACCAAAGAUUGAAUUACCACCAGAAGAUUCAAUGGGUAGUGAUGAAAGUUUAGAUACCCUUAAAGAAAAUAAAGUAUCCAUUAUAAGCGACUCAGAUAAUUCUAAUGCUUCUGAUGAUAUUUUGGAUAUUGAGCCUUUCGUUGAAAUGCCUGAUGAAAGUUCUGUUUCAAGUAAAGAUUCCGAUGAAAAUAAUAGGCAAAGUUUACAGAUAGUUGAAGAAUCUUCAAAUGCUAACAUGCAAUCAUCACCACCGAAGCCAGUUCAUGCUUAAAAAAUGUUUUAAAUGUAAUCACAAUUUGUACCUUAGUUUUUUUCUCUCUCAAUUUUUGCUUCUCAUUUGAUUGAAGGUUGGCCUAAUUGUUAACAAUCAGCAGAGAAUUAAAAAAAAUGCUUUUUUCUUAUAUAAUUUCCAACCACCAAAUCAACAAUCAAAUCAUAACAAAAUAAGGCUUAUGAAAAAAAAAGAAAGAGAGAAGAAACAAAAAAAAAAGAUAAAUAAAUAAAAUUCACUUCUCGUUCCACCUUCAAAA
Molecule: messenger RNA, 2463 nt
Organism: Panonychus citri (citrus red mite)
Lineage: Eukaryota; Metazoa; Arthropoda; Arachnida; Trombidiformes; Tetranychidae
Product: BAG domain-containing protein Samui-like
Exons: 2
Coding region: 207-2204 (665 amino acids)
Molecular function (GO): protein-folding chaperone binding
Source: RefSeq, a predicted model, not a curated record